Molecule: messenger RNA, 2088 nt
Organism: Callithrix jacchus (white-tufted-ear marmoset)
Lineage: Eukaryota; Metazoa; Chordata; Mammalia; Primates; Cebidae
Gene: MIS18A
Product: MIS18 kinetochore protein A
Biological process (GO): CENP-A containing chromatin assembly; chromosome segregation
Cellular component (GO): nucleus; chromosome, centromeric region; chromatin
Source: RefSeq, a predicted model, not a curated record
CCGCCCGCCGUCCUGCCUCCCCUAAGGCAUUUGCCCCUUCUCGGCCUCCGCCACUGCGGCCUGCCCUGCGCAUGCGCAGGGGCCUUUCUGUUUUUUUUUUCUUCCCUUGACGCUGUGGGGCGCGGGCGAUUUGUAGGUAAUGGCGGGAGCUCCGUCACUGAGGUGUUGCACAGGAUGCGACGGCAGCUGUGAGUACGGCGACAAGGGCAAGUGCAGCGACUCCUCGCUGUUGAGCAAGAGGCUCUCCGAAGACUCGAGCCGCCACCAGCUGCUGCAGAAGUGGACGAAUAUGUGGCGCUCCACAAGCGAGGACGCGUCGGUGGCCGACACGGAGAAGGCGCGUCUCGAGGAGGCGGCGGCGGCGGAGGAGAGGCCGCUGGUGUUCCUGUGCUCCAGCUGCCGGCGGCCGCUGGGCGACUCGCUGAGCUGGGUGACCAGCCAGGAGGACACCAACUGCAUCCUGCUACGCUGUGUUUCCUGUAAUGUUUCCGUGGAUAAGGAGCAGAAGCUAUCCAAACGUGAAAAGGAAAAUGGUUGCAUCCUUGAGACUUUGUACUGCACGGGGUGCUCACUCAACCUUGGCUACGUGUACAGAUGCACACCCAAGAAUCUUGAUUACAAGAGAGACUUGUUUUGCCUCAGUGUUGAAGCCAUCGAAAGUUAUGUUUUAGGGUCCUCUGAAAAGCAAAUUGUGUCAGAAGAUAAAGAACUUUUUAAUCUUGAAAGCAGAGUUGAAAUAGAAAAGUCUUUAAAACAGAUGGAAGAUGUCUUGCAAGCAUUACAAAUGAAGCUGUGGGAGGUUGAAUCAAAAUUGUCCUUUGCCACUUGUAAAAGCUGAACUCUAGUCUGUGUCCUCCAUUCUGCCCCCGCCCUUCUUCCCUUUUUUUGUUAAACGAAGCAACGUAGUGAGAUGUUGUCACUACCAAAAAAAGAAAAAGAAAAAAAUAGCCAGGCAUGCGAAAGGCUGAGGUGGGAGGAUCACUUGAGCUUGGGAGGUCAAGGCUGCAGUCAGCCUUGAUCAUGCCAGAGUGAGACCUUGUCUCAAAAAAAAAGACCCCAAAAUUGUAGAAUUACUUUUAUAGCUAUUGUUGAAAAACGGGCGCUUUGAAUGAAGAGACCUUCCAAACAGGCUUUGUGUGAGCAACAUGGCUAUUUAUUCACCUAGGUGAGGUGGGCGAAGGACGAAAAGGGCAUUAGCAAAGGGCAGUGGGGUAGGAGUUGGUUUUAUAGGUUUGGGCAGUUUUUUGGGGGGUGGGUGUGUUGCAGAGUAAGUUCAGUUACUGUGGUGGGGUUGGGUGAGUGGUAUUUACAUUAUCAUAAGAACAGUUAAGAUGUCAGGCUUGGGUGAGAGGUAUUUACAUUAACAUAAGAACAGUUAAGAUGGCAGGGUUGGGUGAGGGGCUUGUCUGGGGGAUCAGGGACAAUGGCAAACGCAGGCAGAGGGUGGGAGACUUCAGCCAGGCAAGCAGGACUUCAGACUUUCAGGCUCCAGGCUUGCGUAUAGAGACCUUAGCAGCUCUCUUUUAUGGUAAAGAGUGAUUGUUUCUCAGAAUCCCAUUUUAAAGCCGUUUUGUGGUACUUGUUGGAAUUGGGACUUAGGAGUUUUGAUUUUGAUAAGAAACUGCGAUGAUUUUCUGAACUUUUCUUCUCUGUAUCACAUUUAUUUUUCUUUAUUUACUAUUUUUAAAAACUCUAUUUUACCGUUAACACUUGGAACAAUAUUUAUUACAAAUGAUAAGAAAAUCUUAGAGGUUUUUCUACCCACAGUGUCAGUGAAUCUUCUCUGAAAACUAGUGCUUAAAGUUCCCUGAAGAAAUUGGUCGUAAUUAUUCGUCAGAACUGUUUGAAAACUUGCAUAAGAGCAGUCGCAUCUAUGUAGCAGGAUUUUACUUUUUCCUGCUUAUGUACGUACUACUAUAUGCUUAGAAAACCUGGAGGAAUGCUUAUCAAAGAGGAGUAGUCAUCUCUGAUGGUGGGAUUCUGGGGGAAUUUUUGGCUUUUCUGUUUUCUGUAAUGUAAUACUUUUAUAGGGAGUGUAUUUUUAUAAUUGAAGAGAAUAAAGAUUAAAACAAAGUGCUUUAAGAUUGA